This is a messenger RNA of Zerene cesonia (dogface butterfly), 1872 nucleotides long. RefSeq names its product solute carrier family 22 member 1-like. The transcript is spliced from 7 exons. NCBI's taxonomy places the organism in Eukaryota, Metazoa, Arthropoda, Insecta, Lepidoptera, Pieridae. Gene Ontology annotation, cellular component: membrane. Gene Ontology annotation, molecular function: transmembrane transporter activity. Bases 202 to 1812 code for a protein of 536 amino acids. The record is from RefSeq and is a predicted model, not a curated record. Gene Ontology annotation, biological process: transmembrane transport.
UAGUGACUAGCUUUCGACCAAUCAGUGGUGGAUAUCCCUCGCUUAAAGAUACAUGUGUUGUCCGUGCCGGUCUAAAUAUCCCUUAAUGUCCUUUUUUAAAUCGAUUUUGUAUCAAGAUAGUGCAUAAUACAUGUGUUUUUAGGCUACAUUAUUGUGUUUUUAUCUUCAUCCUUCUAGAAGUAUUAUUGAAGCCGCGACAAGAUGGCGGACAAGAAAGAAAUCAAUUUGGACUCGGUGCUGGAAAGCCUGGGCCCGUAUGGACGUUACAACGUAUUGAAUUUCGUCCUUUUACUAUUUCCCGUGCUUUUGAGCAGUUUCUACGAGUGCGGUUUCAUUUUUGAAGCGCAGCAACAAACUUAUCGGUGUAAAGUCGAGGGCUGUGAAAAGACCUACAACGAUACAUCAUGGCUGCACUAUGCUAUACCCACCGACCCUGAGAGGGACGCCCCAGCCAGCUGCUUGAGAUAUGCCCCUAAGAAUAAUAGCACAGUGGAACAAUGCCUUCCCGAAGAGUUCUCCAAUAUUACCAUACCUUGUGACAGUUACGUUUAUGAAAUUAAUGGAUCUUUGGUUAAGGAGUUCGAUCUAGGUUGCCAAGAAUGGAAGCGAGCGCUUGUCGGCACCGUCCACAACAGCGGCAUGUUCGUGGCCAUGUUGUUUACUGGCAUUUUGUCGGACAAGUAUGGACGAAAGACCGCAGUUGGUCUGGCGGCUACCGCCAGCUGCACUUUUGGCAUUAUACGCGCUUUCGCGCCUAAUUAUAAUACGUAUCUGUCCAUGCAUUUCUUCGAGGCCGCGCUGGGAGGGGGACUGUACCCUUCGGCUUAUGUUCUGGCGGUCGAGCUGGUGGGCCUUAAACAGCGAGUGAUAAUUUCCGCUAUGUGUAAUAUGGCCUUCGUAGUAGGGGUCGUGAUACUCGAUCUCCUGGCUUGGGUAAUCAGCAACUGGAGGACCUACAUCCUCAUAUUAUAUAGCCCCGCUAUCAUAGUGGGCUUAUAUGUAUGGCUAAUGAACGAAAGCGCCCGCUGGUUACUAAGCAAAGGCAGAAAAGAAGACGCCAUCAAAACCCUGAAACGCGCCGCCAAAAUCAACAACAUGGAUCCAACGAAACUCGACCUCGACGCGCUGAGCGAUCCCCUACUUCGAACGGAAGUGCAGACGGACAAGAAAUCACAGUUCUCGAAGGCGAUACGCUCGAGUAUUAUAUGGAAGCGUUUGGUGAUUUGCUCUUUCUUGUGGCUUACUUGCUCGCUGGUUUACUACGGGUUGUCGAUCAAUUCUGUUUCGUUGAGCGGCAACAAGUAUGUCAGUUUCAUGCUGGUGGUUCUUGUAGAGAUACCAGCGUAUAUUGUUGUGGUGAUAGUGCUUGAUAAGUAUGGGAGGAAGAAGACAAUGAUAGUGAACUAUGCAACCUGUGCUGUCACCAGCUUGCUGUUCGCGUUCUUGCCUAAAGGUAACUGGUGGUCCAUUGUCUUGUAUCUAAUAGGCAAAUGGAGCGUCACGCUAACAUACAGCUCAGUGUACAUCUACGUGUCUGAAGUGUUCCCCACGAACAUGCGACAGAUGCUGUUGAGUGUUUGCUCCACUUCGGGCAGGAUUGGUUCGCUUAUUGCACCUCUAACUCCACUACUGUCGCUAUACCACAAAUCCAUGCCGACUGUUAUAUUCGGUGGCAUGUGCAUCAUUUGCAGCAUGCUGGUACUCCUUCUACCGGAGACGCGUAACAUGCGGCUGCCAGAUACGAUAGAAGAAGCAGAGGAACUCUCGAAAAUGAGGGACAGAACUGACCGAUCGCUGGAUACUGUGAAAUAGGAACUGAUCAAUCUCUUGAUGCUAGAUAAUUUUAUUUGUAUAAUUGAGUGUGGACCAAAA